AUGAACCCAGUAAAGCCGCAAAAAAGAAACCACCGGCAGCGCGCACACUCAAACCCCUUUUCAGACCACAAUAUUACGUACCCCAUGAACCCAGAGGCGUACAACCAUCCUGUGGACAUGGUGGACAUUGGCUGUGGGUACGGAGGCCUUCUUUUCAAGCUUUCCGAAAUGUUUGAGGGCGCGCACAUUUUGGGAAUGGAAAUUCGCGAAAAACUGGUUGACUACGUCAGCCUGAAAAUCAAGUUUGAGCAAGAGACAGAGAACAAAAGCAAAAACGUGUCUGUGGUGAGAACAAACAGCAUGAAGUUCCUCCCAAACUACCUUGCCAAGGAGAGCAUCCAAAAAAUGUUCAUCCUUUUCCCGGACCCCCACUUUAAAAAGAAGAAGCACAAGGCCAGGAUAAUUUCCAAAUCCAUGCUGGACAUAUACCAGUACGUAAUAAGGCCGAACGGCUUGCUAUACAUAUCCACAGACGUGGAGGAGCUGUUCCACUACAUGGAUGCGUGCGUGUGCGAGCACCCGCUGUUCACCAAGCUCCCUGAAGACGACGCUAAAGAGGACCCGCUGUACGAGGUUAUUAUAGAGACCACAGAAGAGUCGAAGAAGGCAGACAUGAAGCACUCGAACAAGUACCGGGCAAUAUACAGGCGAAACCCAUAG
Messenger RNA from Nematocida major, 660 nucleotides. Its product is annotated as tRNA (guanine-N7-)-methyltransferase. Lineage: Eukaryota; Fungi; Microsporidia. The record is from RefSeq and is a predicted model, not a curated record. Gene Ontology annotation, cellular component: tRNA methyltransferase complex. Gene Ontology annotation, molecular function: tRNA (guanine(46)-N7)-methyltransferase activity. The transcript has a single exon. Gene Ontology annotation, biological process: tRNA methylation; RNA (guanine-N7)-methylation. The coding region runs from base 1 to 660 and encodes 219 amino acids.